ACAUAAUUUUGCCAUCCAUAAGCGCACUGCAAAGUGGAUUGGGCUAGUUAUUUGCUGUGAAAUGUUCGGUUUAAGAAUUUAUUUGCAGAAGAUUGAUAACAUGCAGAAGCAGAAUCCAUUUUAUUGUUUUUUCAGAUAAAAGAAAAAAGCAGGACUGCCACUCGCUGUGAAAAGGAAAUCUCAAUUCCAUCCCAGAGUAGGCCGCCAAACUGGCUUCGGAUUUCUUAAGACGACUCUUCCCGCCGCGAACCAGACGACGCAUCCCACUCAAAAUCCCUCAAAUCGGGGCUGGUCGCCGUUGCAAUCCGGGAAUGGACAUAAACCCCUUUAAGAUUUGCUCUGGCCUCAAAGUUCUUGGCUACUUCAUGAUCCUCCUUGUAGCCGCAAUCAUUGGCAUCUCGUACUAUGCGGUGGUGAUUCUCACGUGGGGCCCUCAGCUGCUACGCGGAGGAUUCCACUCGUUCUUAGGGUUCUUCAUCGUCAUAGUGAGCCAUAUUCUGCUUAUACUAUCCCUUUGGAGCUAUUUAAUGGUAGUCUUUAAUGACCCUGGUUCUGUCCCUGAAAACUGGAGACCUAUAUUAUCAGAAGAGAAUGUGGAGGUUGGUUGCUCUAUGACAUCCUCAGAUUAUGUAGCACCAGAGGCUUCAUCUUCUUCUUGGGCCACUUCUGAUGGACUGGAAAGAAGGCCACCUGUGGCCUACUGCAUUCGUUGCCAAAAUGGCAAGCCACCUCGUUGUCACCAUUGCUCUGUUUGCCAAAGAUGUGUUCUCAAGAUGGAUCACCAUUGUGUAUGGAUUGUGAAUUGUGUUGGGGCAUGCAACUACAAGUUCUUCCUUCUUUUCCUGCUGUAUAGUUUUCUGGGGACAACAUUAGAUACCUUAGCACUGCUGCCAAAAUUCAUCAAGUUCUUCGAUGAUGCUAAGAAUCAUUCCAGCUCUCCUGGGAAUCUAGCAAUCCUCUUUUUGGCUUUUGUUCUUAAUUUGGCAUUUUCUCUGAGCCUUCUUUGUUUCGUAGUUAUGCAUACGUCCCUAUUAUUGAGCAACACCACAUCCAUAGAGGUGUAUGAGAAGAAACAAACAAUCAGAUGGAAGUACGACUUGGGCAGGAAGAAGAAUGUUGAACAGGUUUUUGGCACGAAGAAGGCGUUAUGGUUCUUCCCAUUGUUUUCCAAAGAGGAUUUGGACAACAUUCCUGCACUUCAUGGCCUAGAUUUUCCAACCCGUUCAGAUGUUGAGGCAUGAGGAUCGGUGAUUUUACAAAUUUUAUCCCAUUGUAGCUGUUGGGAGUCAACUGCUGGUGUAUCUCCUGUACCUUCUGCACCUUUUUGAUCCUCAUAAGGUUUGCCCAAUGCGUUUGAUUUAUUUGCUAUCACAAGCUUUGGUUGUUGAGAGGAUGAAUGCGAAGAAAAUGUUUGUAUGUACGCUACAUAUUGCUUUUUGGAUUGGGAUUCUGCUAAAUGAUUUUUCACCAAUACGAAGGUGCAGAAUCGGAUAAUUCUACAUGUAUGUGACAGUGAGGAGUACCAUGAUCUAGAAUACGAACCCCACUUUGUUGGUGGUGGUAAUUUGUUUGUCCUCUUAUUUUUGAAGACAUACCACUGAAUAUCUCAUGGAAGCCUGCCUAACAAGCUGCUUUAAUCAGACCUCAAA
Tripterygium wilfordii is the source of this 1649-nucleotide messenger RNA. Its product is annotated as probable protein S-acyltransferase 12. Gene Ontology annotation, biological process: peptidyl-L-cysteine S-palmitoylation; protein targeting to membrane. Gene Ontology annotation, cellular component: Golgi apparatus; endoplasmic reticulum. The coding region runs from base 312 to 1241 and encodes 309 amino acids. Gene Ontology annotation, molecular function: protein-cysteine S-palmitoyltransferase activity. Lineage: Eukaryota; Viridiplantae; Streptophyta; Magnoliopsida; Celastrales; Celastraceae. The record is from RefSeq and is a predicted model, not a curated record. The transcript has 7 exons.